AUGUUACAUGUUAGCUGCGAGACAGUUAUCAAUCGCUUCUUUCGAUUCCCCAAAUUGUUGGAUAUAGAUGCCAAAAAUAGAAUCAAGAUUCACAGAGGUAGCAGAACAACAAAAUUGAUCUAUGUGAGUUUGCUUGAAAUCAUCGAUAAAAUCAACACUUCAAUCUUCUCCCCGGAUACAACUUAUGUUGCUCUUCUUGUGUUUAAAACAACAUCGAAAGCUUAUGGGUUUGAGUACCAACUGGUAGACGUCUGUAUUGGUUUUAAUGGCGACCGGAGUCAAACCCGGAUGGUGUAUCUCGACCCUGAAGUAGGGUGGAGACGAGGACUCCGAUCAAGGAGAGGAAUUAGGAUGUUUAGCAAAGUAGGAUUUUCAAGUUGGGAUGUGCCUUUUCCUUCUAAAGAGAAUGGUCCGAAGCAAAGAGACGAUGGGUGGUUUGCGAUUGAGAUCGAAGAACACUUUAAUGGCGGUGGUGAUGCGGUGGAACUGGAGCUGCGUGUGGAGAAGGUGAAUGGGGGGAGUUGGAAGACUGGUCUUGUUAUUCAAGGCAUCGAGUUUAGGCUUAAAAAAUUGCAAAAAUUGUAA
Molecule: messenger RNA, 585 nt
Organism: Lactuca sativa (garden lettuce)
Lineage: Eukaryota; Viridiplantae; Streptophyta; Magnoliopsida; Asterales; Asteraceae
Product: F-box protein PP2-B10
Source: RefSeq, a predicted model, not a curated record